AUGUUGACACAAGCACUCGGUGCUGCCAAAGGUUCUAUCAAUGUCACCGGUAUAGGCAGUGCAGCAGCAACUACUACCAAAGGUCGACGCCGCCGUCGCGACAUUCAAUGCGAUAAAACGGAUCGUCCAGGAGUUGCAAUCAUCUUCGACGUUGCACUGGGGUAUCCAGAAGAUUUACCAUGCCAAACACUGGCCUGUCAAGUCGAUCUAUUUACUGGUAUCCAUGGACAAUUCAAUACUGUGAGCGAUGUCAGUAUCACGGCGGAUGAUGGAACCCCCUUACCUGUCCAGCUAUGUCACGUGGAAUCCCAUACAGAUGGGACGAAUAACAAUCCUCAGAGUUCCAGUGGUAUUGCUAUCCAGCCUUGUACAGUUGUUUGUCAAAAUGGUGGUGCAUGCACAGGUCCCACAACUUGUGGAUGCACUACAGAAUGGACUGGUGACACAUGUGAAACUCCUGUAUGUACAAGUGGCUGCCAAAAUGGUGGUACAUGUACAGCUCCUGAUACAUGUGCAUGUGCUGCAGGAUGGAGUGAUGCAACUUGUGAAACUGCUGUAUGCACAAAUCACUGCCAAAAUGGUGGCCAAUGUACAGCUCCUGAUACUUGCACAUGCGCUGCAGGAUGGAGUGGAACAACGUGUACACUUGGUCAUCGUCGACAACAACAACAACAACAACAACAACCAGAACAACGACUACCAAGACUAUCACCAAAACCACCACGAAGACAACAACGAAAACAACCACAAAGAUGA
Adineta steineri is the source of this 756-nucleotide messenger RNA. The record is from the annotation of a GenBank genome assembly. NCBI's taxonomy places the organism in Eukaryota, Metazoa, Rotifera, Eurotatoria, Adinetida, Adinetidae.